AUGAUCUUGACCAAAACCAAGGGCCUGGCCAUGGUGUACUACAUCACGAACUACGCCACCAAACUGGAUACGCCGAUGUGGAAGCGCAUUGCUCGCCACCGAGGUCCCACCCUGCCCGACGACAGGCAGCAGGCAGUUUUAAACAAGAGCCGUCAGUUCCUGAUGAGAACGGCAAAUCGGAUCUUCUCCGAGCGACAACUCUCGGCCGUCGAGGUCUGUUACCACCUCCUUGGAUAUGACACCGACUUUACCAACGUGCCGCAUUGGUCGUUCCUGAACUUGACGGCCCUCUACUGGACAAUCUUUCGGCUAUGGGCACAUCUCCGCCACCAGGCCGGCGAGCUGACGGACGCUGAACAGCCCCCCGGAGACCAUCCCUCUGAGGCAAGGAGGGCGAACGCUUCUAUGCUUAGAUGCGAUUCCGACUGUGACGGCUGGAUGCAAAAGCUUCGACGGCCCGACCAGUACGCCGUCCCGAUCUUCCAAGGAUACAUCAGCGACGACCAUGACGACGAUCACCCAGUGUAUAUUAAGCGAAAUUCUGUCCUACAUUUGGCGUUAUUCGUCCCUUGGGAAAACUUCAUUUCUGAGAGCCAAGGCGAUAUAACCGACAUAUGGACGACGCAUCGAGCGCGGCUUUGUCCCCGCCUCCGUUUCUACGUCUCCAACAUUUGUCUUUUGAGAAAGUCUGCCGAGGACGCGCGUAAAGACGCGAAGCUCUGGGCCACUCGAUCGGAGGGUGACGACACAAUUGACGUCGAGUACCCACUUGACGAUGGCCGCUACGAAGAGGAGCCUCCAGCGAUGGCCCAUCGUCAGGCCUACAGAGCUCUACUCCAGAUUUUGCGAAAUGCCGUGCAAGAUACAGACGCCACGAAAGACUCCCCCGUCCUUGGAGGUUUAAUACGCGACCUGUGCGAAGAGAACCCGGCUGAAGAAGAACAGCCUUUUGUGCUACGUCAGGACGAUCUAUACCGGAAUAUACCCCAUGAUCAAGGUGACGCCUUGUGCCAAUUUCCAAUCUCUCGAGACGAUGUCCAAGCAGCGGCCAAAGCCCAACGACUAUUGCAUCUUCGGAUGCUGGAUGAUAUCGAGGCUGGUUCUCAGCGCACCGUACUGUCCGCGAAUGGCACCGACAUUGACGAUACCCUAGCUCGUUACGGCGAUAUGGAGUCCGCCGCUGCGCUCCCGGGUAGUGACCUCGAUGAACAAGGCCCUCGGAUGCUUGUCGACGUCAGUCCGGUCACUAGCUUCGUGGAGAUGGGACGCACCACCGCCGCUAGCUUUACACUGAACUAUCUACAGACCAUGGCCCUUCAACUCGUUUGCGUAUUUCUGGACAAGUAUACUGCCGAUCCGGACUCAGCUGGCAGUUCGGCGGCCCAGAUUGGCGGCACGACGAUCCACUCGGCCUGUGGUAUGCUGGGAGGAGCCACUCUGCACAACGUCAGUCGUCACCUGCAGGCACUCCGUGACUGUCCGGACGAGCCGUUUGGUGGGAUGCCUGUCGUUCUACUGAUGGGAGACUUCUACCAGUUCGCCCCCGUGCGGGAAACAAGCCUCCUGAUCAACAGACCGCCGGACCGAACACAGACCCCCCUGCGACAAGCCACCAUCUCUCACCACAGCGGCUGCAGAUUGUGGUACAUGUUCAAAACCGUUGUGCUCCUCGAAGACCAAGUCCGCGCACGCAACGAUCCCCAACUCCGCGCACUCCUGGAUCGAGUCCGUAACGGCCGGCAGACCCAGCAAGAUCUGAGCUUGCUCAAUGCCAACAUUGUAGGACGCUCCCAAAUCACCUUCCAUGACGGUUUGCGUGCUAUAACGCCGCUGAACCGCACCCGGUGGGCCCUCAACAUGGAAGCCGUCGUGGGCUGGGCGCGCUUCAACAGGCAGCAUAUCCGUAUCUUUGUCUCGACUCACACCUGGCGCAACGGCACGCUUUCUCCAAACAUCGUAGCGCGAACCAUAGGACAAGGUGACGACUCUGCCUGCAAAGUCCCCGGCGUCUUCUUCUACGCUCAGGGCAUGCCUGUGGUUGUGAACAAAAACAUCUACACGGGUUUGAAAGUGGAUACCACUUGGCGGAUGACGUGA
Messenger RNA from Hirsutella rhossiliensis, 2097 nucleotides. Its product is annotated as ATP-dependent DNA helicase PIF1. The record is from RefSeq and is a predicted model, not a curated record. NCBI's taxonomy places the organism in Eukaryota, Fungi, Ascomycota, Sordariomycetes, Hypocreales, Ophiocordycipitaceae. Bases 1 to 2097 code for a protein of 698 amino acids. The transcript has 7 exons.